AUGCGUCAAAGCUACAGCGUGGUGCUUGUUGGCACCUUCCUGUCGGCAGCCGCCCCGGUUUCUGCCAACAACCUGCCCAGAGGUGUCGGUCCAGAAUUUGCCAAGUACUUCGAGUCCAAGGACUCCUUCACCUGCAUCACCCACCCCGAAAUCAAGCUGAGCGUGAAGCAAAUCAACGACAACACCUGCGACUGUCCAGAUGGCUCCGAUGAGCCUGGCACCUCCGCCUGCGCCCACCUCGACCCCCUCUCUCCUCCCCAGCCCUUCGUCGGCUCCAAGACAGGCACAACCAGCACGGCCACUGCCCUCCCGGGAUUCUGGUGCGCCAAUGAGGGCCACAUCGGAGCUUACGUCCCCUUCAUGUACGUCAAUGACGGCCAUUGCGACUACGACAUUUGCUGCGAUGGCACUGAGGAGUAUGGCAAGGUCGGAGGCGUCAAGUGCCCGAACAAGUGCAACGAGAUCGGCAAGGAGUUCCGCCGCGUCGAGGCUGAGAGGAAGGCGGCCAUCGACAAGGCUGGUAAGAGACGCAAGACGAUGGCCAAGGAGUCCAGGGAGCUUCGCCGCCGUGUCGAGGUCAAGGUCAACAGCUUGAAGGAGGAGGUCAAGAACCUAGAGACCAAGAAGGAGGAGCUUGAGCAGAAGCUCCACGAGACGGAGCGUUCCGAGCGGGGCAAGGUCGUCAAGGGCGAGGGCUCUGGUGGAAAGCUUGGCACUCUCGUUAACCUGGCCAAGAGCCGCGUCGCUGAGCUCCGCGAGACCCUCGAAGACGUCGUUGCCCAGCGUGACGACCUCCGCAACAAGGUCGGCGAGCUUGAGGGCAUCCUGAGGAGAUUCAAGGAAGAGUACAAUCCCAACUUCAACGACGAGGGCGUUAAGCGCGCCGUCAAGGGAUUCGAGGACUACUCUGCCAACUCCGUCACCGAGACCAAGUCGGACGAUCUCGAGGCUGACAUCAGGGAGGUCCUGGUCGAGGACAAUGAGAGCUCUGGCAUCAACUGGAAGGAGUUCGAGGAGGCUGAAGGCUCCGACACUGACAUCCUCUACAACUUUGAGGCCUACCUGCCUGCUCCCGCCCGCGAGUUUGUCCGCGACAAGGUCACCGCCAUUCGUGGCUGGCUCAUUGACAACGGCUUGAUGGUUGAUAACACCCCCGCCGGCUCCGAGUCUCGCCUCGUCACCGUCGCCCGCGAUGCUUUCAACGCCGCCAACAACGACCUCAACGAGAAGCGCCGCCAGCUCGAGAACGAGGAGAAGGAUCUCGAGAAGGACUACGGCACCGACGACAUCUUCCGUGUUCUGAGCCAAAAGUGCGUCAGCACCGAGGCUGGCGAGUACGAGUACGAGCUUUGCUGGAUGGACAAGACCAACCAAAAGUCCAAGAAGGGCCACGGCAACACCAACAUGGGCAACUUUGUCCGCAUCGACCGGGAGAUGGCCGACGACGAGGAGCGCACCGAUGGCAAGAGCCUGGGCAAGGGUCUCCGCAUGGUCAUGCGCUUCGAGAACGGUCAGGGCUGCUGGAACGGACCCCAGAGACGCACCGACGUCUGGCUGGCUUGCAGCGAGACAGAGGAGCUGUGGAAGGUGUCCGAGUCGGAGAAGUGCGUCUACAAGAUGGAGGUGGGCACGCCUGCUGCCUGCGACGACCUGCUUGAGCCCCCUGAGCCCAAGUCCAAGGACGAACUGUAA
Colletotrichum siamense is the source of this 1692-nucleotide messenger RNA. Its product is annotated as Glucosidase 2 subunit beta. The transcript is spliced from 3 exons. Gene Ontology annotation, cellular component: glucosidase II complex. Gene Ontology annotation, biological process: N-glycan processing. NCBI's taxonomy places the organism in Eukaryota, Fungi, Ascomycota, Sordariomycetes, Glomerellales, Glomerellaceae. Bases 1 to 1692 code for a protein of 563 amino acids. The record is from RefSeq and is a predicted model, not a curated record.